Molecule: messenger RNA, 665 nt
Organism: Anguilla rostrata (American eel)
Lineage: Eukaryota; Metazoa; Chordata; Actinopteri; Anguilliformes; Anguillidae
Gene: hspb11
Product: heat shock protein, alpha-crystallin-related, b11
Exons: 5
Coding region: 42-452 (136 amino acids)
Biological process (GO): intraciliary transport
Cellular component (GO): intraciliary transport particle B; centrosome; cilium
Source: RefSeq, a predicted model, not a curated record
GGUUCAUUUUUGCACAUUUCAAGGGAUAUUUUCUUCGGAACAUGAUUGAUUCCGCAUUAAGUUCAUUUGGAGCUCAGGUUAUUUUAUCAGCGUCCAGCGAUGAGAAUUACCCUCCGGAAAACAUAAUUGACGGAAACACAGAGUCCUUUUGGAUAUCGACUGGCAUGUUUCCGCAAGAGUUCAUCUUUCGCUUCACAGAUACAGUGAAAAUGUCCCUCAUAAACAUUCACUCUUACAAUGUUAAAAAUCUUAGAAUUGAGAAAAGCACUUCAAGUGAUGCGACAGAUUUUGAAGUUAUUGCACAAAAGGAAUUUGAACACACAGAAGGUCACCUACAGGAAAAUGAUUUUUCGCUCAGUGGCACUACUGCAACACACUUACGCUUCAUCAUAACAUCUGGAUAUGAUCACUUCGUUUCAGUACACAGGGUGGCCAUAGAAGGAACACGAUAAUAAUUCAAUGUUAAGACACUAAUUAUUGUAGGUACUGAGUUUGUUCUGAGUUGGCAGUUUCAGACUUGGGAUUAUAAAAGUGUUAACAGCUACAUCUUGUACAGAAUUGUGUAUGCAUCUUAAUUAUGUACCACACUGCACCUGCUUCUUUUUUAAAAUCUAAUUAAAUGUCAAAGAUUUCUGCUUCAAUAAAUAUUUUUAUUUCAAACAAAA